UUAGUGUGACACGCAAACCCCCUCGCUACGUCAAGCUGCGCACAUUUGCAUUGCUUCCACGCAGGGUGGAAGUGAAGUGCGCGGUCUUGAAGCCAGCCAGGCAGUAGAAGUCGUUUACCAGGUUCUUCUUUUUCACCCCCAAAGCCUACAGGAGUUCAGAAGAUAUCGGACACACGGCGGAAACUCGCACUCAAAGUGCACCUGUUUUGUUUUACGUUACUUGUUAUAAAGUGACUGUCAGCUUGAAACCGCGGCUGUUUAGCUGGAUGGGCUAACGUCAGUGAUGAUAAUGAACUGCUAUGCAUUGUCGGACAAUCAGCUAGUGUUACUCCGGCUAAUGCCCCUCUAGCUACUUUGCUGUCACUGACGAAACUCCGUGCGCCGACGACAUGAGAGGACUGCAGAACUUUUUGUCUGCUAGACAUUUAUUUGCUGGAAUUUUUUCACUAUGGACAGCGAACGCAGCAAUUGCAGGCCCCAGAUUGGAGACAAUAGCAAGCUAACUCAGCUAGCAAGCCGCCGUUGCUGCUAAACUCGCUAAAGGCGAGAGAGGUCUGGAGAGGCACAGAAACGUCGGGGUGCCUGCACCAUGGAUCAGUUGGAUGUGACCGACCAAAUCGCCACAGCACGUAACCAACCUCCUUUCCACAACCAAGAUCUGAUCGUGACCGACCACGACUUUCCACCCGAGCGGUCCGGCUCCAACGUGAUGUCUUCCCAAUCCAAAUGGGUAAACAGCGGCACUGAGGACACCGACCGUAUCGUGACCGAUGAUGGGCUCACUAAUGGCACUUGUGAAGUUGAGACUAUGGUAGCAUUAUAUUGCCCUGGCAACAGUGGAAAUGUCACCGCUGAGGGCGACAGGCUUGCACUUAGCAACGAAGGCAUGUCUGAGUUUUCAAACAGUGACCUCUCUCUGCCCGAGGUGUGUAUUUCCACCAACAGCAAUAGUUUUGAGGACGAUAUGAACUAUGAGGUCCAACAAGCUUAUAGGAUAUUCACAGGCUUUCUCUCGGACAAGCACAAAGGGAUCACCAGCCCCUUCCUCCAUCCUGUCUGCCACCAGGAGGCCCAGCAUGGUAUUGGAGGGGUACGUGGUUUGGGUCAGGCACAACUCAGGCAGUCGAUGUGCUUGCGAAGGAUGGAGGAGAAGUUUAUGAACCAGGAGUAUGACACCAUAACAGAGUUUGUUGCGGACUUCAGGCUGAUGUUGGAGAACAGUUAUCGCUACCAUGGAGUGGACCACUGGAUCUCCAAACAGGCUCAAAAGCUGGAAAUCAUGCUGGAGCAGAAGCUUACUUUGCUCUCCAGGACGCUGCGAGAGAAGACAACUUUGACAGUGACCUCCAAAGGACGUUUUGGUGCAGAGGAGGAACGGGGUUCGGGGGGGACGUCAACGAGGAGGAGGCUGGCCCCUCGUAGCCUGACUACCAUCACUGUCGGUGGGCAUGAGUCCAUCAUGGUUCAGGCCUUACGGCUGGAAGAACAGCAGAGGGCAAAAGAGGAGAAGAGGCAACGUGAGCUUGAGAAGAAAGAAGCAGAGGAAAUGUCAGCCAAAGAGGUGGAAGAGUGGGAACAGACUUUGCUGUCACAGGCCGCCCCUCACACCGUGGACACACUUUGGGAACUCCCCGCUAUAGGGCACUUCCUUUGUCUUGCCCAGACUGCGCUUAACCUCCCAGAGAUUGUAUUUUUUGAUCUUGAGCGUUGUUUGCUGAUGCCCCGCUGCAGCCUCCUCCUGUCCAAAAUCAUGUCUUCCCUGCUGUCCCCGUCCCAGCGGAGGGCCACUCUGCACCGCCGGCCUGUGCUGCUUUAUCGCCGCUGGGAAUCAGAACUCAGGCAGCGAGUCAUGGGGUGGUAUCGAGCUGUUGGUGCCUCGCAUGAUCAGCCGGGUCGGGCCGAGCAGCUGGGACUCUGCCACCAGUUUUUCCGUAUUCUCGGGGAGGCGAGUCCCUUGGAGGAGAAACCCUUUCAUUUGCUGCCCUUCUACCAGCGCGUAUGGCUUCUGAAGGGGCUGUGCGAUCAUGUGUAUCAGACGCAGAAAUAUGUGCAGGAUGCCCUCCUGGCCCAACCCAUCCAUGAAUGUAGGGAGUCCAUUUUAGGCUAUGACGGCAUGGAGAAUUGCUACAUACACUUCCCGCAUUUUUGUGGGGCAGACCUGAGAAUCUACUGCCAGAGCCCCGGCUCACCCCCGGUUUUCCCUUUCCCCUCUGUGUGGGUGAAAAGAGUUGAUAUAGAGCCAGGGACCGAGGGCGACGAGUCUGAUGGAACGAAGGAAGAGGGGGUCAUGAGGGCCAGAGGGUGUUGUGAAGUCUCAAUGGACACAGGAGAGACUGAUGGUUUUGGGACGGGGAGAGAAGAGACACUUGGGGGUGUCAAAGGGGAAAAAAUGGAAGUUGAGAAAUCAUGGUCACUUAAGAAGGAGGAGGAGUCUGAAUCCGGGUCCUCUGAUGGAGACUUGUGUGAAAAAAUACACACUAACUCCUUUUCAUACACUAGUGCUGUCGGCGGAAGUGACGGGGAACUGAAUUUGAAAGAAGAGACUGUAGAGUUGGAGCAUCAAUCCAAGCGACUCCCUUUAAAGCGGGAUAAGGGCUUCUCGCCGAGCUCAAUGCGCACCAUUAAAGCGGAGACACAGGAGCCCUGUCUGAGUGUUGGAGAGCACAGCUACACGGGCAGAUCACCUGCUCGCUUAGUGAAUCUCGCCUCUCCAAACAAACCAGUCCAAAUGGAGGGAGGAAGUCCCAGUCAACCAAAUCAAACGUCUCCCGGUUUGGAUUGUUGUAAAAGCAAAAAUGUUGAGCAUGAAAGCUGCUGUGGCACAUCGGGGCAAGCAACACGGUUGUCUUCUGAGAGUUCUCAGAACUCGAGUGAAGAGGGUCUGAAUGACAAAAUCUGCCCCCCCCCAAAGAAGCGGAAGAAAAAGCGCGAGAGGGGGAGAGGAAAGGGCAAUCCGCUCCAGCACGUUGAAGGGCUGAGGUCGCCCUCGGCUGAGACUACCAAGUCUGCAGUGCGGAGAGUUACAGGAACAUUCAAGAGAAAAGAUAAGAAAAAACAUAAAACAGGAAGAAAGCUUGAAUCUUCAAAGGAAAUUAAAGAUGAUGGAACUUCAGUUGAGCCGUCAUUUAAGUUGGUAUGCACCAGUCUUGAGGACUUACGGAAGCUGAUCAACAAGACAGAAGAUGAGCUCAAUGACCUGGAGAGCAUCAAAAAGAGAUUGGGUCGGUGGUAUUAUAGGAAGGAAGCAGUGAAAGACCUCCACAGCACUCUGAUCAGACUACUGAAUGAGCUUUCACCCUGGGAACCCAAACUCGUUAAGGCCUGCCAGAGGAACAGGCUUCGUUUGAAGAAGGAGUGUGAUGAUUUCAAGAAGCAUCCGGAAUACAAUAACUUUGUGCGUGAAGAGAGUAUUUCAUCAUCGUCUUCCUCUGACGUAGAGGAUGAAGAGAGGGGUUUGGGAGAAGAGGUGUAUUCAUUCCCGGACCGCUAUGGGCGAUCAGCGGAGGAGGACCUGGAACACAUGGUUCCCAGAGGUCUUUGGAGUGGAGGAAACACCACAGAUUUUGUGGCUGGAGAGUCUGCUGGAGAGAGAACAGUGAACUAUAAGGCUCAAACCCACAUAAAACCACCUCUGGUUAACUUUGAGAAACACGUCGGUCUGCUGCAAACAAGUCCCACCGGCAGCAGUAACAUUACGUCGAACCCUGACGAAGUGAGACCAUCAAAUCAAUCAAGGGAUUUGGACUUGGCGUGGGCAGCCAAAGUGACCGCCCAGGCUCCCCUGUCACCCAGGAGCCCCAUCCUCCACCCCACCACUGGACUACCUAAGGGCUACACGCCCAUCCCCACCCUGCUAGCUAAGAGCGUGGGGAAUAAAGUGACCUUAAUGAAACGACCUGCUGAUUAUACAGGGAUCAACAUCAUAGAUAGACGGAGCAAAGGGUCUUCGGUCUCCCCGCCUACCUCUACAGUGAAUGCUCCGAAACUUUCAAAAGCACAAAACUCUUCGUCAAGUCCCGAGCAGAACUCCCAACAAACACAGGCACUAGGACAACGACAACAAACGGAAGUCCCGAGACAGCCAGGGGUGGCUACAGGGACAGCAGCCCCUCCUAAAUCACCUCAAACAAAAACUACCAAAACUGUAACAAAUAACCCCGUCCAAAUGGUGUACAAAGUACCCGAGGGGCUUGGUCUCCUUCGGAAAAACAGCAGCAGCAGCAGCCCCGUCAGGUUUUCUGUUCAUCCCGUCGUGGACCAGAACACCGGGGAGAAGGUUAUGCAGCAAUUGGUGAUUCUGCCUUCCAACCUUCUCGUCCACAAACCUGAAGAAAAUGGGCCUCCUCUACAUCCACAGUCUAAGGUCCCCCCGUUCCCAGCUUCCAAAGUGGCCAGCCCCUUCUGUAUGUCCACCAAUGUGCCUGGCUUCACUAUUUCCGAAAACAGAAUCCCUGUUCAGCAAGUGGCCCCCCUAAAAGACGCCAGGACAGUGAGGACAACCUCUCCGUCUGUUUCCCCUCGCCUGCAACACGGGGCCCUGAAGGGGCCACAAGCCUGCAGUCCCCAAGCUAGCACACCACAGGGUGUCACGGCCAAACCCCCGCCCAGUGCGGUUCCCGCUGAGCCUGUUAAAUCUCCAGCCCCCAAGCAGGAGCUUAAGACCGUGUGUAUCCGUGACUCGCAGUCCAUCCUGGUAACAACCAGAGGAGGCAACACGGCCAUCGUCAAAGUCCAGACGUCCUCAGACCAGAAUGCCCUUGGUUCUUCGCCCGCCAGUCCGGUCAUCACCAUCUCGCCUCAGCUGAAAGCCUUCCUCGUCUCCAAGACAUCACAGACUGUCUCUCCUUCUGCUUCCUCUCCGACCUCCGCCUACAACUUCCCAGCAGUGACGGGUAUCUCUGUGGCCCAGCCUCCGCUCCCUUCACUGUUAAAGUCCCCUUCCAGUCUCUCAAAUCCAAUGCUUGCUGCAGUCUCUGGCAGCGUGCCUGUUAGAGGCCCAGGAAGCCGGGCUGCAGACACUACUGUGGCCACACACAGUCGAGUCUCCACCACCUCUGUCGUUUCGACAGAUGCGACAAAUAUCGGCCAGCUUGCGCACACCGCUUGUUCUCGUUUUCAAGCUCCUUUAGGUAAUAACACUGUCGCCCCAUCACUGAGCAGUUUGGGUGUUCCCAAACUGGCAGAGUGCAUCGGCAAGACCGGUACAGAGGAGAGAUCCCAGGUCACUAAAUUCAUCCUUGUUACUCCCACUUCUUCGUCCGCUUCAAAUGUAGCCUCAUCAAAGAGACCACCGUCUUACACAAAAUCCCUUCCUAGUUCAAGAGUUAUGUUUUUUAGCCAGCCACCGGCAACGGCAUCCACCACCUCCGUGGGAAGCACUCCAAAACAGGCGACAGCGGUCAGUGGACAGCUGCUUGCCAGUUCAUUAUCCAGUCAGACUCUGAAGAUGGGAUUCAGCCCGGACCAACCUGUCGUCAGCGCAGAAGCAUUGUCCAAGUUCAAGAACAUCACGCUGUCCUCAGGCACUCAAAUCCAGUUGUCCGGGACAACCACAACCAUUGGACAGACAAUAGGUGCCUUGUCACGUUCUCCUUCCAAAAGCACGCCUGUGUCAGCCUCCGAUACAGCCGCCACCGCCGGUCUGGUCCCGCUUACAAGUUCAAAUACCAUCACAUGCUGUUCUUCCCAACUUGCCUCUAACUCUUUGAUCACCAGCUGUCAGCUCAAAGGUAUCUCUUCCUUCUCCACGAUCUCCCAACCAGGCACUUCCACGUCUGCUGCUUCCGUCCCUGUGCGAGCAGGAAAUGUGAUCAACAAGGAACUUUGUAAUUCGGCUUCGAGGAUACUGUCCAGCAACUCUCCUGCUCAGGGAACCACUACUGUGCAGAGCAGCCCAGCGCAGAGCUCCACACCCACCCUCGUCCAUCAUCCUUUAAAUAUCCAAAGCGGCACCAGGGGGGAAGUCACUUCCUCUUUAUCACCCUCCCAACUAGCUCUCAGUAAAACCCGUACAGCCAUCUCCCCUGCAACCACCAAUGUCACCACUUCUGCUCCCGGGACAGUCCAGCAGAGAAUAGUCAUCAACACCUCUACGCCUCUGGCUGCUGGCACGCAGAUUGUCCUCCACAAUGCGCGUUUUGUAGUCCCGCCACAGGGUCUGGCUCCAGGCAGCCACGUCCUCAUCAUCUCUAGCCCUGCGCCACAACAAGUGCCUAUCGCCAGUGCUACCAGCGCUGGUGCAUCAGUACCUCCCCAAGGGUCAAGUCACGUCACUGUAGCCCCACAAGCCCCAGUUCUACCCCAAUCGCCGGCCAGGAUGCCUGGGGUGCCGGUUAUAAGUUCUCCUUUUGUAGCAUGCACACCUGCCGUAGGUCCGUCGUUGCUAGCAACCACUCCAAAUGUCACACCUGUCGGACUUUCCGGAGCGCAGGGCCUGUGCUCAACGUGGUCUCCCAGUAAAACUAAUGUAGUGUCCGCUCUGCCCAGGCUGCCAGCUACGCAGGCUUGUAACUUUGCGUCCCCGCCAAGGUUGUCGAGCAGCGCACCCGCCCUCGACCCCCCGGCAGUGACCUCUGCCGCGCCGGCUAAAUGUUCACCCACCAUUUCGCCAGCGGCAGCGCCCCCCUUGUCCAGAUCAUCAGCACCGCUAUCGCCCUCGCCCGCUCUAUCCAGCCCGUUGGCUAUCGCCCUGCCCAGCGCCGUCAUGCCACCCCUCACUUUGACACAUCAAAACGCUGCAUCUGUCCAAAAACACACUGUGGCGGUCCCAACGAUUGUAACUGCAGUGUCAAGGAUGCAGACGCUGCCCGUUGCUACUGUUCCGCCAAUCGGAAGCACUUUCAACGCAGCUGAAACGGCACCUUCCUCCAGCAGCAGCAGCAGCGUUGCCUUCGCGUCACCUAGGACGAACGACGCGUCCCACCCGCCUGUCGUUAUGAUCAAUCAAGCGCCUGGAAAGCACUGUCUGCAGACCUCAUCCCCACGCGGGCAUUCCGACGCGGCGUCCAAGCUGCUCGUUGGCUCUGAUGGCGCCGUUUCGGACGCAAUUCAGUGCCGGGUCAAUCCAGCGGCCUGCCCCAAACCGCUGGAUGCACUAAUAGUUUUCCCCAACAGUCCCAGCGGAGCGUUACACCAACAUGAUUCCUCUUUACAGCCUUCGCAGGCCGACAGAACGUGUACCAAGUAACAAAGGCUGUGAGGACUGGGACCACUCGGCUGCUUACUGUAUCCAGGGCUCAUUUCCAUUGCUUGUAGUAAGAACUACUAACUUACAUUUAGGAUGCAGUGGGUUACACCCUUUGAGCGUGGUUAUAUCUUAUCGGGAAACCAAUCAGACAUACUGGAAAUGUAUACUGUGAUGGUUUUUCUCAAGUGACAACUGUUGAAGUUAAUCUCAGAUGAAUGUGAUAGAUUCUUGACUUGAUUUUUUUUUUUUUGUGGCCAGUAAUGAAACGUUUAAACGAAUGGUUAGAAUGCAAUGGUAGGUAAGAAGGAAGUUCAGCUCAAAAUUUCUAAAAUACUUUUCCAUAUCAUUAAAUACUUGUAAGAAGUAGGAAUUGGGAUACUAUUCAUUGGUAGUACUUGCUCUGCUUUGUCUGUUUGAGACGUAGAACUACAUACAGAUCCAUGUUCUUUUUUUCAACUAGUAACUGUUUUAAAACUACAUUUUACUUUUUAUAAAUAUAAGUAAUAAUUGUGUUUGUACUACAUGUUUGAGCUCUCAUAAAAUGUUUUGACGUCGCAUUUAUUUAUUUUUACCAUAUAGAUUUUUCAAAAAUAUUUACUAGGUACAUUUUCAUUGAAAGAAAAUGUGGACAUGCAUGGGAAUAAACGAUGCGACUGUC
Messenger RNA from Gasterosteus aculeatus aculeatus (three-spined stickleback), 7844 nucleotides. RefSeq names its product bromodomain containing 10 (gene brd10). The record is from RefSeq and is a predicted model, not a curated record. NCBI's taxonomy places the organism in Eukaryota, Metazoa, Chordata, Actinopteri, Perciformes, Gasterosteidae. Gene Ontology annotation, molecular function: protein binding.